Messenger RNA from Brassicogethes aeneus, 583 nucleotides. The record is from the annotation of a GenBank genome assembly. Lineage: Eukaryota; Metazoa; Arthropoda; Insecta; Coleoptera; Nitidulidae.
ACGGGAUGGAAAACAAAGUAAGAAAAAACCAGAAAGCGCGAGUUUACAAAGUUAAGUUAAGGAGGUGUAAAGCGAACGCCAGAGAGAGGAAUAGAAUGCAUGGCCUGAAUGCUGCCCUGGAUACUUUGAGAAGCAGGAUGCCCAUUCAAAUCACGCACUCGGACAUCAACUCGGCCCCUCAAAAGCUGUCGAAAAUCGAGACGCUUCGCCUAGCAAGAAAUUAUAUCGCAGCUCUAACUCAAACUCUCCAAGAGGGGAGGCCCAUGGAGAUAACGCGUUUCAUCAAGUUUUUGAGCAGAGAUUUGAGCCAAACUACAGCGAAUCUACUUUCUGGCACUCUUAUUAGGAGUAAUUACAGCGAACAUCAAAGAAAUUUGUUUUGUGAUGAUUAUGGGAAUGGUGAUAAUCAGGAUUGUAAUUUUUUGAGUGGGUAUGAUUGUUGGGGUGGAUAUAAUACGAAUAGCGAUGUGUCCUGUAUGUACAAUGGUUAUAGAUAUUGUGACAAUAAUUUUGUUGGUAAUGAACAUUGCAUUUAUGGUGGAUAUUGAACGUCUGUUGUAGUGAAAUCCAAUUUUCUAUUUUG